This is a messenger RNA of Cornus florida, 1793 nucleotides long. Its product is annotated as small ribosomal subunit protein mS86 (rPPR1)-like. The record is from RefSeq and is a predicted model, not a curated record. Gene Ontology annotation, molecular function: protein binding. NCBI's taxonomy places the organism in Eukaryota, Viridiplantae, Streptophyta, Magnoliopsida, Cornales, Cornaceae. Bases 201 to 1391 code for a protein of 396 amino acids. The transcript has a single exon.
GUUGCGUGUUCGAUUCACGUCGGGUUCAAUAUCCCGAUUCCGGAAUUUUUUAUUUUUUUUUAAAUUUUAUUACUAUCUUCCUUCCUUCCUUGUCCAACAAAAACCCUAACCCUGUACUAUAUUUUAUACACAUUUCUCCCUCCUCCUCUAAAUCUCCAAUUGUUCUUACUCUCUCUCUCUAUCUAAAGUUCUCCAUAUCAAUGGCUUUAUUCAAAAUGCUUCGUCUGAACAAUUUCCAACGUCGACAUUUCUCAUCAAUCCUAAACCCUAACUCCACGUCUCCACUCAGCAGCAAAGAGAAGUCUCGAGCUGCUCUCUCCCUCCUCAAGUCCGAGAAGAACCCAGAGCGCAUCAUCGACAUUUGCCGCGCCGCGUCGCUGACUCCCGACCUCCACCUCGACCGGAUUGCCUUCUCCAUCGCCAUCUCCAAGCUCACUGACGCCAAUUACUUUGAGGGCAUUCGCUUGUUCCUCGAAGAACUCAAGACCACCCGUCCUGACCUCCGAAACGAGCGUUUCUUGUCGCACUCAAUCAUCCUCUACGGCCAAGCGACCAUGCUCAAUAAUGCCAUCCAAACGUUCGACCAAAUGCCCGAACUGGGAAUCCAGCGGACUGCGAAAUCCCUCAAUGCCCUGCUGUUUUCUUGCAUCGCUGCGAAGAAUUAUGGAGAGGUAAAGCGUAUAUUUCUUGAAUUCCCUAAAAAAUAUGAAAUUGAGCCAAAUCUUGAUACAUAUAAUACUGUUAUUAAAGCCUUUUGUGAGUCGGGUUCCUCUAGUUCAGUGUACUCGAUAUUAGCUGAGAUGGAUAGGAAGCAUUGUACACCCAAUGCAACAACAUUUGGGACUUUAAUUGCUGGGUUUUACAAGGAGGAGAAGUAUGAGGAUGUUGGGAAGGCUUUGGAAAUAAUGAAAAAUCGUGAUAUGCAUCCGGGUCUUAGCAUAUAUAACAUUAGGAUUCAGAGCUUGUGCAAGCUUAAGAAAUCUAUGGAGGCAAAAGCUUUGCUUGAUGGGAUGUUGUCCAGGAAUAUGAAACCAAAUUCAGUUACGUAUUGCCAUUUGAUUCAUGGGUUUUGUAGGGAGGAUAAUUUGGAUGAAGCCAAGAAAUUUUUUAAGAAAAUGAUUAACAGUGGGUUCAAACCAAACAGUGACUGCUACUUCACUCUGGUUCACUUCCUAUGUAAAGGUGGGGAUUUUGAAUCUGCAUUGGAGUUUUGUAAAGAAAGUAUGGCAAAGGAUUGGGUUCCAAAUUUCUCGACCAUGAAGUCACUUGUGAAUGGGCUUGCUAGCAUUUCCAAAGUUGACGAGGCACAAAAGCUUGUUGGGCAGAUGAAGGAGAGAUUCCCAAAGCAUGCUGAUAUGUGGGAUCGGAUUGAAAUGGAUAUGCCUGAAUAGAGAAUCAAAACAUGGUAUGCAAUGUUUUUGUUACAUAAUACCAUGGAAAUAAAAUUGAAAAUCAGGGUGGAAAAAGGGCUUCUCAAGAGAAAGUUGUCUCUUUCGCUUCACUUGUUGAAUUGUUGAACUAUCUGGCACUCGUUGCCUUUCAAAUUUCACAACAGUGAUGCUGUUGUUGGAUAGUUUCUCAUCAAUUAUGUCUUCUUCUUGACCUGGUUUGUUUUAUUGGUAGUCACUUUGACAGAAACUUCAUGCUUAUCAUGCUGUGUUUUCUGCAGAUUUUUUUCUUAAUUUUAAGAAAUUUGGUCAGAGGUUGUAUCUUAUUUAAUAUAUAACUCAAAGAGAAACGCUUCUAUCUAUGUUUGAUAUUGUGUAAAUCAUCGAUUAUUGAGUUGUACCUUA